CGGAGAUGGGGAGGGGAUCUUCCACUUUCGUUUCCCAGAGGCGAUGGGCGGAGUGGAGGGUGGCUUUUCCCAGGGUCCAAGCAGCAGCUGGAAGGGCUAAAGCAAACCAAGGGUGUCCCUGCCAGGGCUACCAGCGAUAGAACGGGAGCAGAAUCAUGAGGGAAGGGGCUAUUCUGGCCAUCGCCAGCAUCAGGGCACUGCAGGCCUAGCCGUGGCCCCAACAGUAUCCUUGGCUCCCCAUCUGCACAAGGCCCGCAUGGAGACUGGUGGCCUUGCAGGGCCCAAGGGGGGCUGCGGCCGCAGGAAGGAUGGAAAGGAUCAUGCAGGAGGCAGCGGUUUCCUUCCUGAUGAGAGACAAGGGAGAGAAUAACAAGAACAAAGAUUUGGCUUGGAAAAAAUAGAGUAUGUGGAACUGACGCAAACAUUACCUAAGAAGUCAAGGGGGAUAAUAUCGGAAUAACGAAAAAGUUGAAAUAACUGGCAGUAAGUCGGAAGGAAAAUGUUCCCUGGACAGCCAAAAUGGGGACACACAAGAGGACUCGCCCUGGGGAGAAACUCUUUGGAUGUCCGGAUUGUGGGAAAAGUUUCACUUGCAAUUCUAGCCUGAUCAUCCACAAAAGAUCUCACAUGGGAGAGAAACCAUAUGAGUGCUGUGAUUGUGGAAAAAGUUUCACUUGGAAUUCCCAACUGGUGAUUCACCAGAGGACUCACACAGGAGAGAAACCAUAUGAGUGUCCGGAUUGUGGGAAAAGUUUCCAGAAGAAUUCCCACCUGGUGGAUCAUCAGAGGACUCACACAGGAGAGAAACCAUAUAAGUGCUGUGAUUGUGGGAAAUGUUUCAGUCUGAGUUCCAUCCUCUUCAAACAUCGGAAGACUCACACAGUAGAAAAACCAUAUGAGUGUUCUGAUUGUGGGAAAAGUUUCAGUCAGAAUUUCUACCUAGUGAAACACCAGAAAACUCACACAAGAGAGAAAACGUAUGAGUGUCUAGAUUGUGGGAAAACCUUCAAUCAGAAUGAUAACCUCGUGAGACACCAGAGGACUCACACAGGAGAGAAACCAUAUAAAUGUCGUGAUUGUGGGAAAUGUUUCUCUCAGAAUUUUAACCUGGUAAUACACCAGAGGAUUCACACAGGAGAGAAACCAUAUAAAUGUUGUGAUUGUGGGAAAUGUUUCACUUGGCAUUACAGCCUAGUGAUACACCAGAGGACUCACACAGGAGAGAAACCAUAUAAGUGCUUGAACUGUGGGAAAACUUUCAGUCAGAAUUCCCAUCUGCUGAACCACCACAAAACUCACACGGGAGAGAAACCAUAUGAGUGUCCGGAUUGUGGGAAAACUUUCCGUCAGAAUUCCCACCUGGUGAAACAUCAGAGGACUCACACAGGAGAAAAAACGUAUGAAUGUCCAAAUUGUGGGAAAAGUUUCCAGCAGAAUUACAACCUGUUGGAACAUCAGAGGACUCACACAGGAGAGAAACCAUAUAAAUGUCCAGAUUGUGGGAAAUGUUUCUCUCGGAAUUCUAGCCUGCUGAAACACCAGAUGAUUCACAAACGACAGAAACCAUAUGAAUGUCCAGAUUUUGGGAAAAGUUUUAGUCGGAAUAUCAACCUGGUUAGUCACCAGAGGAUUCACACAGGAGAAAAACCAUAUGAGUGUCCAGAUUGUGGGAAACGUUUCAGUCAGAAUUCCCACCUGGUGAAACAUCAGAGGACUCACACAGGAGAAAAGCCAUAUGAGUGUCUUGAAUGUGGGAAAAGUUUCAGUCAGAAUUCCCAUUUGGUGAUACAUUGGAGGACUCAUACAGGAGAGAAACCGUAUGAAUGUCCGGAUUGUGGGAAAGAUUUCAGUACGAGGUCUAGUCUUAUAAAUCAUGUAAGGACUCACACAGGAGAGAAACCAUAUGAGUGUCCAGAUUGUGGGAAAAGUUUCAGUCAGAAUUCCCACCUGGUGAUUCACCAGAGGAUUCAUUCAGGAAAGAAACCAUAUAAGUGCUGUGAUUGUGGGAAAGGUUUCUCUCAGAAUUCGAGCCUGGUGGAACACCAGAGGACUCACACAGGAGAGAAACCAUACAAGUGUCCAGAUUGUGAGAAAAGUUUCAGUCAGAAUUCCAACUUGGUAAUUCACCAGAGGACUCACACAGGAGUGAAACCAUAUGAGUGUCCAGAAUGUGGGAAAAGUUUCAGUCAGAAUUCUAACCUGGUGAUUCACCAGAGGACUCAUACAGGAGAGAAACCAUAUGACUGUCUAGAUUGUGGGAAAAGUUUCAGUCAGAAUUCCCACCUGGUGAGACAUCGGUUGAGUCACACAGUAGAAAAACCAUAUAAAUGUUUGGAUUGUGGAAAAGGUUUCCAGGAUAAUUUCAACCUGAUGAGUCACCAGAGGACUCAUAUGGGAGAGAAAUCAUAUGAGUGUCCAGAUUGUGGGAAAAGUUUCAGUCGGAAUUCCAAUCUGGUGAGACAUCGGAUGACUCACACAGUAGAAAAACCAUAUAAGUGUUUGGAUUGUGGGAAAAGUUUCCAGGAUAAUUCCAAUCUGGUGAUUCACCAGAGGACUCAUACAGGAGAGAAACCAUAUGAGUGUCCAGAUUGUAGGAAAUGUUUCAGUUGGAAAUCCUACCUGGUGAGACAUCGGAUGACUCACACCGGAGAUAAACCAUAUGAGUGUUUGGAUUGUGGGAAAAGUUUCCAGGAUAAUUCCAACCUGGUGAUUCACCAGAGGACUCAUACGGGAGAGAAACCGUAUGAGUGUCCAGAUUGUAGGAAAUGUUUCAGUCAGAAUUCCCACCUAGUGGAACAUCGGAGGACUCACACAGGAGAAAAACCAUACGAGUGUCUUGAAUGUGGGAAAAGUUUCAAUCAGAAUUCCCAUUUGGUGAUACAUUGGAGGACUCAUACAGGAGAGAAACCGUAUGAAUGUCCGGAUUGUGGGAAAGAUUUCAGUAGUAGGUCUAGCCUUAUAAAUCAUGUAAGGUUACAUAUAAGGGAGUAACCAUUCAGCUACCCAGAUUGUAGACAAAGUUUGUUUUGCACAAAAUUCCUCCUUUAUCACACACAAGAAAUUGCACUUAAGGCAAAAUUUGAUGCGCGUAGAAGAAUCUUGAAUUUUGGUUCUUGACUCUCAUUUGCAUCCCAGCUGAGCAAUUUAUCAUUUAAUUUCUUGUAUGAUUAUUUUUGGAAUAGAAUGGAAUUUUUGAAUUUUGAACAUGUGACAAUGGGGAUGCUGCAAUGAUAUGAUAAAAAUGGUCAUAAGUUAUUUUUUUCAGUGCUGUUUUAACAUCACAUGAUCGCUAAAUAACAUAACAUAGUAACAGAGUUGGAAGGGACCUUGGAGGUCUUCUAGUCCAACCCCCUGUCCAGGCAGGAAACCCUACACCAUCUCAGUCAGAUGGUUAUCCAACAUUUUCUUAAAAAUUUCCAGUGUUGGAGAAUUCACAACUUCUGCAGGCAAGUUGUUCCACUUAUUGAUUGUUCUAACUGUCAGGAAAUUUCUCCUUAGUUCUAAGUUGCUUCUCUCCUUGAUUAGUUUCCACCCAUUGCUUCUUGUUCUACCCUCAGGUGCUUUGGAGAAUAGUUUGACUCCCUCUUCUUUGUGGCAACCCCUGAGAUAUUGGAACAUUGCUAUCAUGUCUCCCCUAGUCCUUCUUUUCAUUAAACUAGAAAUACCCAGUUCCUGCAACUGUUCUUCAUAUGUUUUAGCCUCCAGUCCCCUAAUCAUCUUUGUUCCUCUUCUCUGCACUCUUUCUAGAGUCUCAACAUCUUUUUUACAUCGUGGCGACCAAAACUGAAUGUAAUAUUCCAAGUGUGGCCUUACCAAGGCAUUAUAAAGUGGUACUAACACUUCACGUGAUCUUGAUUCUAUCCCUCUGUUUAUGCAGCCCAGAACUGUGUUGGCUUUUUUGGCAGCUGCUGCACACUGCUGGCUCAUAUCUAAAUGGUUGUCCACUAGGACUCCAAGAUCCGUCUCACAGUUACUACUAUUGAGCAAGGUACCACAUAUACGGUACCGGUGCAUUUUGGGUUUUUUUGCCUAAAUGUAGAACCUUGCUUUUUUCACUGUUGAAUUUCAUUUUGUUAGUUAGCGCCCAAUGUUCAAGUCUGUCAAGAUCUUUCUGUAUCUUGAGCCUAUCUUCUGGAGUGAAAUGGAGUGGAAUGAAAUGUUAUAAGUCCCAGACUACCUCUACCUAACUCAGUAUCAUAGGCUGCAUGGCCUCCCCGGCUGUUCCAUGUAGAUGGGAAAAAGCAACAGGAACGGGCUUAACUCUGAGGGCAUCCCAAAUUUCAGGGCCAACACUUUUUUAUUUUGCAAGCAAAUAAUGCAGACAUAAUACAUGUACAGUAGAACCUCUGGUCACAAAUGCUUCUGACCACCACCAAAUUUCCUGUUUGUUUACAGACAACAAUGUCCCACGUGUGGUCGCUGCAUUAAUUUUGCAUUAAUUUCGAUCACGACCAAAUUGGGUUGCGACCAAAGUUAUGGAACAAAUUAUGGUCGUGACCAGAGGUUCUACUGUAACUCUUUAAUACAAAAAAAGAGGAAAAAAAUACAAAUAUUCCAGUGCACACACCCCCUGGAGAAAAUUUUUUCCCCUUAUAGUUCUUAUAUUUCUUCUAUUGUAUAACAACUACAAGAUAUGCAAUAUAUUUCAAUUGUGCCUUUAUCCACUCCUAAACAACAUAUAUUCUUGAGUAGGUUUAUUCCCUUUGCAUUCCACCAGUGGUGGGUUGCUACUGGUUCUGACCGGUUCUUAAGAACCGUUGGCAAAAAUCUGGCCAAGUUCACAGAACCAGUAACGAUGCCCAGCUGGCCGUGCCCCCGAACCGGUUCCCUUGGCCAAGGUUUUAAAAAAGGUUUUAAAAGGCUCCUCUGGCGAUCCCAGCUGAAUUGCUGAUAACCAGAACCUUUAAAAAAACAUGAUUUCUACAAGCUCUUCAGUUGAAGAACUUGUAGAAAAAAUCCUUUUAAGAGGUUGCGAUCAUAAUUGCUACCAACCUGCCUUCCAUUGAGGACCUGUAUACUGCACGAAUGAAGAAGAGGGCCAUGAAAAUAUUUACAGAUCCCUCGCAUCCUGGACAUAAACUGUUUCAACUCCUACCCUCAAAACGACGCUAUAGAGCACUGCACACCAGAACAACUAGACACAAGAACAGUUUUUUCCCGAAGGCCAUCACACUGCUAAACAAAUAAUUCCAUCAACACUGUCAAACUAUAUACUGAAUCUGCACUACUAUUAAUCUUCUCAUCCUUCCCAUCACCAAUCUCUUUCCACUUAUGACUGUAUGACGGUAACUUUGUUGCUGGCAAUCCUUAUGAUUUAUAUUGAUAUACUGACCAUCAAUUGUGUUGUAAAUGUUAUACCUUGAUGAACGUAUCUUUUUUUUAUGUACACUGAGAGCAUCUGCACCAAGACAAAUUCCUUGUGUGUCCAAUCACACUUGGCCAAUAAAAUUCUAUUCUAUUCUAUUCUAUUCUAUUCUAUUCUAUUCUAUUCUAUUCUAUUCUAUUCUAUUCUAUCAUCUGGGCUGCAUCAGGCAACUUCAGCUGGGAUCAUCAGAGGAGCCUUUUAAAAUCUUUUUUUCCUCUGGCGAUCCCAGAUAAGUUUCCUGAUCAUCACAGGCUUUUAAAAUCACUUUUUUACAACCUCUUACAACAGUCCCCACCCAUGCCCACCCAAUCACCGCCUCCCCCAUUUACCUAAUUAGUGCGCCUUUCGGGCUCGCAAAACCAUGGCUUCUGCAAUCAGUUGCAUCAGCUAGCAACUGAAUCUGCCUGCCUGCAAUCCAUCUCCUCGGUGAGCAACUCAAUCUGCCUGCCUCCAAUUGGGUAAGUAAACUAUUAAAAAAUAGUUAAUUGGGUUUUUUUUAAGGAGUUGGGUUUUAAGACAGCAAUUAAAAGUUAAGGAAGUUUUAAAUUUAGCUGCUUUUAUCUAAAACAGGGGUCUCCAACCUUAGUAACUUUAAGGCUUGUGGACUUAAACUCCCAGAGUUCCUCAGCCACUUUCCAGUUGAAGUCCACAAGCUGUCCAUUGCUUUCCAUUGCUAUGCAAUGAGGUUAUAAAAAAUGAUAUCAAGGGUCUACAUUGCUUAGUGAGGGCAAUCCUGGCAGUUCCAGUGGCCAUGGCUAUUCUAGCACCCUGUGGGUCAUUAAGUGAGGACCUCAUGUGAUUUGAAAGUGGGAAGAGUCCCAGGGAAGCAGGCCAACAGCUGAGAGUUACAGGCAAGUGGGUGGUCCCCGGGCCUGCUCCUUUCUGGCCCUGGGAGAGGAAUUGAGAGCCAACUAUUAAAGCCCAGGACUCUUUAGAUCAGCUUCCUACAAACUAGCACCCUCCAAAUCUUUUGUCCAAACUGCCUGGGAAUAUUCAAUGCUGGAAUCUUGACUCCUCCGGAAAUUGGCUUCUCAGAGCAAUCCUGCCCUCUAGUGAGAUUUAGGCCCUGCAAGAAUGCAGAUGAAAAAAUAAUUACUCCUAUCCAGAUAUGCUUGGAAACAAUGUGGGGUGGGGGGGAAUCCAAUAUUUUGUCCCAUAUUUCAUUUCCUUCACUAAUGGGAUGAAGCUGGCAAUCCUUUAAAGCUGAUGCAUCAGCUGGUAAUCUUGUGAAGCUAAGUAGGAUCAAGCUUCACUCUUCAAGCUUCCCUCAGUUGCAAAGUUAAUUUUUGGGGAGUUUUCCUGCACCCCCAAGAGGGAGAACUGGCUGGAAUAGUCUUUGCAGAUCCUGUAGAGAGGUGCGCUUUCUUGUUGCCUGAUGCUUUCCCUUGUUUUAGUUCUUGCAAAGGAAGCUCCAGGCUCAGCUGCAGUGACGAUAAGGACAUCCAUGCGAGACCCCAAAGGACAGACUGAGGCUAGAUCAUCCUGGAGAAAAUUAUGGAUGUGAUGGCUGAGAGUGGAAAACGGCACUUCAUUAGAAAAAUCUUAAAAAGCAUCUGAUAGGGACGGAAUGAGCGUAUUUUCAGUCUUCUGUCACUAGAUGGAGCUCUAACACCACAGCAGGCCUUUGAAAAUCAUCUGUCUCAUAGCAGCAUUGGUGGUGGCUGAGAUCCUACAUCCAAGGCGAGUGAUGGAGUUAAAACAAGUGAGUAUUGCUAGAAAGAAUGUUGAUUGGACGAAAGGAGCAGAGGAUGGAGCCGCCGGCAGUAGUGCUCUUCCCAGGGUCGAAGCAGCUGCUGGAAGAUUUGAAAAGUCUUCAAACUAAAAUUGAUUUCUUGGGAUUUUAUGGACAUGGUAUUUCUUGGCACCAUGAAUGAAUGAAUGAAUUAAUUAAUGAGCUGGAAUGGACCUUGGAGGUCUCCUAGUCCAGCCCCCUGUUCAAAUAGGAGAACCUAUACCAUUUCAGGUAAGUAAAUGUCCACUCAUCUGUCUGUGGCUCAGGCUGCUAAUGCAGUCUGUUAUUAACAGCAGCAGCCUGCAAUUACUGCAGGUUCUAGUCCCACCAGGCCCAAGGUUGACUCAGCCUUCCAUCCUUUAUAAGGUAGGUAAAAUGAGGACCCAGAUUGUUGGGGGCAAUAAAGUUUACUUUGUAUAUAAAUAUACAAACAGAAUGAAGACUAUUGCUAACAUAGUUUAAGCCGCCCUGAAUCUUCGGAGAAGGGCGGGAUAUAAAUGUAAAUUAAAAAAAAACAAAAACCUCCAGUGAUGGAGCUCCCAUGACUUCUGAAGGCAAAGCUUUUCUGUUGGUUAAUUGUCCUCACAAUACUUAAUUCCAGGUUGCUUCUCUCUCUGAUCAGUUUCCAACCAUUGUUUCUUGUCUUACUACCCUCUGGUGCUUUGGAGAAUAAUUUGACCCCCUCUUCAUUGUGGCAGCCCCUCAAGAACUGGAAUACUGGUAUCAUGUUCCCCCCAGUCCUUUUUUUCUCUAGACUAACCAAACCCAUUGGUCUUUUCUGGGAUUUUACUUUCUUUUACUUCCACGUUUAGCUCCUAUUGGAGCUUCAUCAAUUUAUUAACCAGGUUGAACCGUUCUUAAGUCAGCAUUUUUUUUAAAAAAAAAUUAGCUGUUAAGGAUCUUUUGUGAGGUUGAGUUGUGUAGGAAGUCCUUGCGUAUGGUUUCUUCCCUGAGCCUUCAAAGUUACUACGGCACUGUAAAAGCAGACAUACUCCUGGUCCACAGAUUUGUGGCCAUGGUGGCGCUUCUUCGGUGACCGCACUUCAGCCCUUCCUGUGGCUCUGAACGUCCAGGAAAAGGAGUUGCACCAAUUUGGGUGCUCCCACAGGUGCACGUUUAUGAUCCCAUUUGUGACUUCCCAGCUAUCUUCUGAGAAGGGGAUGCUGGCAAGAAACCGCCAGCCAGUCCGGUGAAAGUGCCUUUAACAACCCACAGUGAUCAGGUUGACAGCUGCAGAGGAGGAGAUACAGGUUGGCACUGUCAGGUGACAUGAUUAAUGAAUGGGCUACUUUAGUGACACAGAUGCCAGCCCCAAUUGCGGUCAGUAAGUGAGGACUACUUGAACGGGUAUGUCACAAGAGGGGUUUGGGGCAAUAUUUUCUGUCCUUCUUGUGAGCUGAAGACUUCCAUGGGCAAAACUGGCGCUUCAAAACUUGCAGAGACUUUUGGCAUCAUUUCAUCAGUUAAAGCCCCACAUCUCUAAAAGGAGCUCAAGAGGUUUGACUGUAACCAUUUUGGGACAUUUUUCAGACUAAAAUAUGUGUGGAUUUUCUCUAUAUAUACGUUUGUAUCUGUGUAUAUUUGUAUUUGUCUCUGUGUAUAUAUCUUAUCCCUCAAACCUCCAGAUAUAUAGUGGAUAUAGAAUGUCUACACCCCCCUUGUAAAAUGCCAGGUUCGUGGGAUGUAACAAAAUCAGACCUCAGAAUUUUUUCCACCUUUCAGAUAACUUACAAUUCAAUUGAAACAGAAACCAAAAUCAUUUACAGGGAAGAAAUGACAAUAGAAACUUAUAACCACAUGGUUUCCGAAUGAUGCACACCCUUAAACUAAUACUUUCUUGAAGCACAUUUUGGUUUUCUCACAGCAUGCAGGCUUUUGGGGGAAGAGCCUCUCAGCAUGGCACAUCCAGCCGUGGGAAUCUUUGUGGCUCCCGCCCCCGAACCUGGCCCCAUGCCCGAAAGUGCCUUGGAGCCGGGCGUGCUGCCAGAAAGUGACUCAGAGCCAGGCCUGCUGCCAGAAAGUGAUUUGGACAGUGAGGGGGAAGGGCCAUCAGGACUUACCUCAGAAGCACCAGCCUCCCUGGCUCAGCUCCAGGAGCCAGAAGCAGGCCAGGUGAAAGAGAUAACCAGGUGAAAGAGAUAACCCCCAGGCCACGCCUGCAGACCCAGCUGACAGCAAUCAGGUGUGGUUGAAUCCUAGGUUUUCUAGACAGGAGAGAAGGGAACAACAGAAGCAGGGGAGGGGCAGGCCUAGGAAGUGCUGAGUCACACUCCACAGGAUAUAAAAGGCAGCAAGAGCUGGUGUGUCUCUUUGUAUCAGGCAAAUCCACUGGUUGACUAGAGCUGAAGGUUGUGACUCACCAGCGUCUUGGCAGCUAACGAGGGCUCUUGGCAGACGCUGGCUCUUUUGCUGCCAAAGCUUAUAAGAGCCGGCUAAUUAAGCCAUUGUUCGGACGGAGGCAAGGACAGAACAGGAAUCUUUGCCCACUAAACCAGGGGUGGGCGUGGCCAGUACGUAACGCAUCUGGCCAAAGUGCCGGGAAUAUGACACCCAUGACCUAGAACAUACUUCCAAGUCAAUAAAACAAUGGCCUAACCAGAAAAUGAAAAAAAGUUUUGGAAUGGCCCAACUAGAGCCCGCUCCAGUGUUUCAUUAUUCUAUUAAUAGCAUGAAGCUGGCAACCGUUUAGGGCCACACAGAAACAAAAACACUUCAAGAACUCUCAGGGCGCAGCAAUUGCCUCAACCUGUGAACUUAAAAUAGGGCCAAGCUUCAUUCUUACAGCUUCGAUCUUUUGCCAAAGCAGGUUUCCAGGAGUUCUCUUGCCCCCCUCCAGGCGAAAAACUGGCUGGAACAAUCUUCACUAGCCCCCCAAGGGAGGUCCAGUUUCCGGUUGGCUGUUAUACGUCAUUCACCCGCCUUGGACGCUUUCCUUGGGUUUAGGCUGAGCAAGUGGGACAGUGGCUGCCCUCUUGGGAGACCUGAAAGAAAAGGUUUGGGAUACAUUGUCCUGCACAAAAACUAUUCAUGUGCUGGAUACGGGUCGGAUGCGACUUGAUGGCAGAGAAGGAAGCACGGAAUCAAUGAAAACAUUCUGCUUUUAUGAUUAUAUUGAUAAUUGAAAACAAUUAUUAUAUUGAUAUUGAUAUUGUUUCCUGAUUGUUUAUUUGUACCCUGUGACUAUCAUUAAGUGUUGUACCUUAUGAUUCUUGAUGAACAUAUCUUUUCUUUUUAUGUACACAGAGAGCAUAUGCACCAAGACAAAUUCCUUGGACAAUAAAAAAUUCUAUUCUA
Ahaetulla prasina is the source of this 10391-nucleotide messenger RNA. Its product is annotated as zinc finger protein 850-like. Gene Ontology annotation, biological process: negative regulation of transcription by RNA polymerase II. The transcript has 4 exons. The coding region runs from base 520 to 2991 and encodes 823 amino acids. The record is from RefSeq and is a predicted model, not a curated record. Gene Ontology annotation, molecular function: DNA-binding transcription repressor activity, RNA polymerase II-specific. Lineage: Eukaryota; Metazoa; Chordata; Lepidosauria; Squamata; Colubridae.